CCCCCCUGCCUCCUAGCAGUGUAGAAGUUACAUUCAUCACCAAUAGCAGCCUCUCUCUGAGGUGGACGUAUAACAGUAACAUGACCUACAUAGAGAGCUGGAACCUGACCUACACCAGUCUGACAGACGGCAUGUCUAACACAGUUAAUGUCCAGGCCAACUCAUCAGACAGUGCGGUCAGAUACAAUAUCACUGGACUUACUUCUGGACACACCUAUAAUAUCACCAUCUACAGUAUUGUGCAAAAGUCGGUCUCCAAGUCUGUUCAUUUGAAUGAUUCUGUCCAGCCAGAAAUAAAGACAGUUUUGUCGGAGGGAAGUGUUGGGAGUAAAAACAUCACAGUCUUGUACACUGACACUGACAACUACUUUGAGUAUUAUCUGUUUGAGCUGGUGGCCACAUCAACAAUAGUGAAGAAGAACAGGACAGACCCCGAUCGCAGCGUGGUGUUCUCAGGUCUAGAGGGAGGAACCCAGUAUAGUAUCAAAGUGACUGCUGUCAGUGGGGACCAGUCCAGUUCUCCCACUUUUAUACAGAUACGUACAGUGCCAGAGCUACCAUAUGUUGGUAGGGAGAAGACAGCCAAUUAUAUAAAGCUGACCAUCCAUAGACCAAGUGGUAAUGUGGAUUCUUACAGAGUCACCUGUUCACAAAGCUGUGGUUCUGAAACAAGGCCAGCAAACCAGACAACAGUUGUGAUAGAGUUCGGUCCUCUGAAUCCGUACACAGACUAUCAGUUUGAGAUUGAGGCCAUUGCUGGCGACAAGCACAACUCCCUCUUUAUCUCCUCCAGGACAGAAGAAACAGCUCCCUCUGCUGUGCAGAACUUGAAUGUGGUUGAGAUUUCACCCAGGACUGUAAAUGUGAGCUGGUCACCCCCAAGAAAUCCCAAUGGAAUCAUCCGUUCCUAUCGCAUAUCAUAUACUGCCGAGGAUGAAUUUGGACACAUUAUGGACCAAGGAGAGAAGGACAUUGGAGUGACCACAGAACUUAUGGCCGCUCAGAUCAUCAGGGAGAAAUUCACAGAGCUGAAGGCUGGACUUAAAUACACAUUCAAAGUGUCAGCCAGAACUGUCAUAGAAAACAUUCCAGAGAAGUUUGAGAUUGUUCUACGCACCUACAAUCCACCUAUCAAAGACAGCCUGACCUUGAGUCAAACAAAACCAAAGCAGCUGACCAGUGGAGGUCAAACUGUGACCCCCUCCACCAUUACUGCCAACUUUACCAAUGCCUUCUCUGAUAAGUACGGCAGUAUACAGGCCUACACAGUCAUUAUAGCCACAGACCCUGACGAGGAGCACAUCAAAACCAGCACCCUGCCGGACUGGAAAGCCGCCCAGAUCAACCCAAACAUCAAGGCCUACCAGACCAUUCGGAACUGCUCAGACUUCUUCCAGCUGACCUCUUCCUGCGGUCGAGCUCGGUCCAGGCGGAGCGUGGGGGAUAAGAAUUAUAAAGUGUUUGAGAUUGGUGUGGAGGCUGAUUGUAAUAAUGUGCUGUACUGUAACGGUCCACUCAAACAGAACACUAGGUACUACAUCAGACUGCGGGCUUACACAGCAGGGGGAUAUGCUGACACUGCCUACUCAGAUCCUAUCAUCACAGGGACAGUCCCCACUUCAGAUGAUGAUGCCAAUGUUGGAGCAAUCGUCGCAGCUGUCGUCUGUUCUGUCUUUGUCAUUGUUUUUAUCAUCGCCAUCUUCUUCUUCCGAAGUCGGUUACAAAAUAAGAGAGCUGAGGGACCACCGGGUCAUUCUCCCAGAACAAGCUUCACUCGACACAAGAAAAGUCAUGAGUUUAAGGUGGCAGACUUCAAGGAGUAUAUUAAGACCUUGUCAGCUGACUCAGAUUUUAAAUAUGCUGAACAAUUUGAGGAUCUGAAGGAGGUAGGAAGAGACCAGUCCUGUUCUGCAGCCGAACUCCCAGUGAAUCGUGGGAAGAAUCGGUUUACCAAUAUUUUACCGUACGACCAUUCCCGUGUCAAACUGCUCCCCACAGAUGAUGAGGAAGGGUCGGACUAUAUCAACGCUAACUACAUGCCGGGAUUCACAUCCAAGAGGGAGUACAUCGUGACUCAGGGACCACUACCUUCUACCCGGGAUGAUUUCUGGAGAAUGAUAUGGGAGCAGAACGUUCGUAAUAUUGUUAUGUUGACUCGCUGCACAGAGAAAGGCAGGGAGAAAUGUGACCACUACUGGCCCACUAAUUCAGACGCCAUGUUUUAUGGAGAUUUACAGGUGGCUGUUCUCUCAGAGACUCGCUUCCCCUCCUGGACCAUCACAGAAAUGAGGGUAGCUUAUGGUAACGUCACUCGACCCAUCAGACACUUUCACUUCACUGCUUGGCCGGACUUUGGGGUACCAGAGAAGCCUCCCACCCUGAUUAAGUUUGUACGCAUUGUUAGAGAUCAGAUGAUUAGAGAGUGUGGCCCCGUUCUUGUUCACUGCAGUGCUGGUGUUGGGAGAUCUGGCACCUUCAUUGUGUUGGAUCGACUGCUACAGGAAAUCAAAGAGCGUGAUACAGUGGACAUCUUCUCCAUUGUACAUGAUCUGAGGAAGGAACGGGUCUGGAUGGUACAGACAGAGCAACAGUAUGUGUGUAUACACCAGUGUCUACUGUGUGUGUUAGAGGGGAGAGAAGAGGAACACGUGUAUCAGAAUGUAGGCAUAGCUAACGCAGCUUUUGAUGCUGAUGAUGAAGGCAUAAAUGUAGAAAUCCCCUGAGAGGACCUCACUGCCAAACUAUACUAGUGUUUCCCCCUAAGGGGCCCCAUGUCUUCUGAUAUAUGUGUCCUCAUUCCUACAGGAUAUGUUGUUGGAACUGAGUAUUUUUCUCUUGACAAGGAAUACAUCACAUUUUUAAACAUCAUUCUAAUUUAAAAAUUACAAUUAACUCCCUUUAUGAAGAUUACAACGAAAUUUUUAUUGUGGGCCCACUAGUACCUGCAGAUUUUCCCCAUAUUUCUACUGCAUAAUCCCACCACAUUCCAUAAUUAUAAACUGCCAGUACAUUUGUAUUUUUCUGAUUUUUUUUUCAUAUUUGAUAGAUAUUCAAUGUUUUUUUUUAAUUGUUAAUUUGCUUCUAUUUUUAUUGAGGUAGUGAUAUUACAUGAUAAGGUUGUGUGUUUAUUCUAUCAGAAUUGUUGGUGCUGUCAAUACUGUGUACAUAUCCAUUCCAUAUCCAUGUAUAUUGUUUUAUUUUUUACGAUAUUUAUUAUAUUUAUUGUUUGACCAUGUUGUUUACUGGAAUGCAUAUUUUUUUAAAAAUGACAUCGAAAGUUAAAAGUAUGAGUUAUUGUCACAAAUUAGAAUUGACCAAAACACUUUGUGAACAAACUUUCUUCUGAAAUUAUUUUUGAAGUCAUGUACAUACAAAGUUUUGACAUUAUAAACAAAGGAAGCAUUUUUAAAGUCUGUGUAUUGUGCCAUUACAAUUAGAAAUAUAUUUAUUUUGGUUACACUUGAAUUUUUGCAUUUAACGUUGUUUAUUAUUGUGCCUUAUGUAGUACAUGUAUGUACUCCUGUAUAAUUAAGAUAUGUUUACAAGAACAAAGGCCUUGCAUAUGUAUUUGUUAAAACAGGUUGUGUGGUAUUAAAUUUUUUUUUUACAAAAUAAUUUUGUAGAAUGUUCAGCAUUCCUUUUAAUUAAAACUUAAUUUUUUAUUAAAUUCUUUCACAAGAAUAGGAGAUGUUGAUUUUAAAUUUACAUCCGUUUAACUCAUAUGUGAUUGUUACAUAAACAUCAACAGAUUGAAUGCAGACUUUAUAGAAUAUACAAGUUGUGAUUUUGAGCAAACAUCUGUUGUUGA
Saccostrea cuccullata (small rock oyster) is the source of this 3808-nucleotide messenger RNA. RefSeq names its product tyrosine-protein phosphatase 10D-like. The annotation marks the transcript as partial. Gene Ontology annotation, molecular function: protein tyrosine phosphatase activity; protein binding. The record is from RefSeq and is a predicted model, not a curated record. The transcript has 16 exons. NCBI's taxonomy places the organism in Eukaryota, Metazoa, Mollusca, Bivalvia, Ostreida, Ostreidae. Gene Ontology annotation, biological process: protein dephosphorylation.